Drosophila guanche is the source of this 469-nucleotide messenger RNA. RefSeq names its product protein PET117 homolog, mitochondrial. Gene Ontology annotation, biological process: mitochondrial respiratory chain complex IV assembly. The coding region runs from base 90 to 413 and encodes 107 amino acids. The transcript has 2 exons. Gene Ontology annotation, cellular component: mitochondrion. The record is from RefSeq and is a predicted model, not a curated record. NCBI's taxonomy places the organism in Eukaryota, Metazoa, Arthropoda, Insecta, Diptera, Drosophilidae.
UUAUAAAUUUGGACUGCUCGAAAUAUUAUCAGAAAACGAAAUUGCAAGUAUUGGCUUUGCAAAUCAAAUAAUUAGGUAGCAAACUGAACAUGUCGCUGACUUCAAAGAUUACACUGGGCCUGGCGGUGACCGUUUCCAGUGCCAUAAUAGGUUAUGUCCACUAUAAACAAUCCGAAGACCGCCUGAAACUGCACGAGGGUGUUAUACGCGACGUAGAGCAGCAGCAGCGACGCAAACACGAGAACCGAUACACGCUGCAGCAACAAAUUGACAUGACAAAGCAAUUGAAGGCGCUGGAGGCCUCCGCACCGUCCCAGUCUCAGUCACAAUCGCAGCCGGUGCAACAGCCCAAGAGCCCUGCAACCAAUCUCAAGGCUAGUGAUAAGGAGCCAUCAAGCACAGAUUCAGUUUAAACCACAAAAUUGUUCAACGUUUAAGUACAAAGUAGACGAUACGGAAGACAUUGCAA